CCGCCUCCCAGUCCCCGCAGGCGGCCUAGAGUCGAGUGGUGCUGGCUAGCAGAGCUUAAAACCAGGGACGGCCACCCCCUUUCCUCCUCCCCGCCCCCCUGCCAUUGGCUCCAGGGAAAGGUUGACAUCAAAGCCGUGGCCUUAUAUAAGCCAGACCCUGAAGGGGAGGCCGCAGAAGGGUUAAAUAGGUCUCCCAGCAUCGGCGUCCUAGCCCGCGAGAGGCCAGCGGGCUGUGCGCCUCUCUUCAGCCUUGCCCCAGACUCUCCCAAAGCCGGCGUCCAGCAGAGCGCCGCCCCAGAGCCCACGGGUGGCCCCGGCAGUCUCUGGGGCGCAUGGGGCGGCGCUAAUCGGGCUGGCGGCGCAGGCCAGAGGCCGCUCCAACAUGAACCUCGUCGGCAGCUACGCACACCACCACCACCAUCACCAUCAUCACCACCCACACCCAACGCACCCCAUGCUCCACGAACCCUUCCUCUUCGGCUCGGCCUCGCGCUGUCACCAGGAGCGGCCCUACUUCCAGAGCUGGCUGCUGAGCCCCGCUGACGCUGCCCCAGACUUCCCCGCCGGCGGGCCACCGCCCACAGCCGCGGCGGCCCCCGCAGCCUACGGUCCCGACGCCAGGCCGGGCCAGAGCCCCGGGCGGCUGGAGACGCUCGGAGGCCGCCUGGGCCGGCGGAAAGGCUCAGGACCCAAGAAGGAGCGGAGGCGCACAGAGAGCAUUAACAGCGCGUUCGCAGAGCUGCGCGAGUGCAUCCCCAACGUGCCAGCGGACACCAAGCUCUCCAAGAUCAAGACUCUGCGCCUGGCCACCAGCUACAUCGCCUAUCUGAUGGACGUGCUGGCCAAGGACGCACAGGCCGGCGACCCUGAAGCCUUCAAGGCCGAACUCAAGAAGGCGGAUGGCGGCCGCGAGAGCAAGCGGAAAAGGGAGCUGCAGCAACAUGAAGGCUUUCCUCCUGCCCUGGGCCCAGGCGAGAAGAGGAUUAAAGGGCGCACAGGCUGGCCGCAGCAAGUCUGGGCGCUGGAGUUAAACCAGUGAGCUGAGGCCGCGCCGAGGACCCCGCCACGGCUGCCCGACCCCGCAACCCCGGGAGGAGAGGAAGGCGGCGGCGGCGAGGGCCAGGCUCUGGGUGCCAGGGGCUUAUAGGGGCGCAUCCCGCAGAGCCUCUGCUGCGUGCUGGCAGGUCGCCGGCUGC
Ailuropoda melanoleuca (giant panda) is the source of this 1196-nucleotide messenger RNA. It is a transcript of the gene HAND1, whose product is annotated as heart and neural crest derivatives expressed 1. The transcript has 2 exons. NCBI's taxonomy places the organism in Eukaryota, Metazoa, Chordata, Mammalia, Carnivora, Ursidae. Gene Ontology annotation, biological process: heart development; regulation of transcription by RNA polymerase II. Gene Ontology annotation, molecular function: protein dimerization activity; DNA-binding transcription factor activity, RNA polymerase II-specific; RNA polymerase II transcription regulatory region sequence-specific DNA binding. The record is from RefSeq and is a predicted model, not a curated record. The coding region runs from base 383 to 1039 and encodes 218 amino acids.